AUGGUAGUAUCGAGGUCUUCUGGAGUUGUUAGCAUUGAAUCUUCGACGACAUCUUCUACACUCUCUUCUCGAGCUACAAUGCUUUCGAAAGCUAAUCUUAGAAGGCGACGAUCGAAGGGAACCAUUGCUGGUUUUGCUUCUUCGAACAACAGUCAAGUAGGAGAUGACGUAACAAAAGGAACCUCAGCAGAAGGAGCUUCAGCGUCCAAUGUUAGCAAUUCGCAAGGAAAUCCGCAAACACCAGAAAGCAGUUCAUUGACGAACAAACCGUGCCACUCGGCCAAAUUGGCUCUAAUGUGUUGUCAGAAUGCAAUUCGCAUGGGGGUUAGAACGCAGCUGGGCUUGUGUCCACCGGGAAGGGCACGACGCAGUUUAAAAGUGGCCCUGAGACAGAAAUCUAAAACUAUGCGCACCAACUACGAUCGAAGAACAUCUCAAACGUCAGCCGAUACCGGAGGUUAUUUUGGAGUAGAUCGAAUGGUGGGAGCAGCUUCUUUGGAGAGUUAUCCAGCAAAAGAAGAGGAAUUCCUCAUGUCAACUAAUACUUUUGAUAUGGAAAGUGAUGAGGAGGCUAGCAGCGGAGAUGAUGACGAUCUUUUGGAGGUGGAUGAGUUGAUGAAGGAAGACUCGCCAGUUUUGGACGACGAAAAGAAAUAUGAUCGAUUGUCGGAACCACUCUUUACCUCUAACGGUGCAGAAGGUGCUGCUGGAGCGGGUACCAUGUCAGGAGCAAGAGGAGAUGGCGGCAAACUUCCGUUCAAUAGACGGAAAUUGAGAUAUUUUGAUAGCAUUUCUGCUGUAGAUACAACGCUCGCCAGAUCGUACCUACAAGUGGAGACACGAAAGAGCAAACAGAAUCACGCCUUUAUGAUCACAAAACAACUGCGGCGAGUACAACGAGAGCAAAAGCGAAAGUUGAUUGAAUCACGAGGCGGGACUGUGAGUGAGGCAUUGAAGAGGGACGAAACGGAUACCCGUGAUGCAAUCCAUGCUGGAGUCUCUAGGUUUGAGCAUCCAAUGACACCCUCCACAGCAGCUGCGCUUGUGGUGGAAAGUUUAUCGUUUAAUCCUUUGGAAUCAAUUGAAGGAAUGGCCAAAUGUUACGAAGGAAUUGUUGCCGCAGGUGUGGCAUUGCUGGAUUCCAAUCGAAGCGAUCCUACGUCACCAGUCUCCCAUCUCAAUAGUGAUCGACCAAUGGCCAAUCGAACCGAAAUCAAAGCCGCGUUGACGCCGUUGCUGAUUACUUCCUUGGAACAAACGUCAGGGGAAGUUAUUCUGGGUCUUGCUAGAAUCAGGCGGAUGUGUGGAACAGCUCGCUACCAAAGACGGUUUGUUCAACGUGUAGUGCCAUCUUUGAUUCGUCCUCCGAACGGAGCCAUUUGGUGUUUGAAGCAUCAAAAUGAUAUGGAGCCCAUUCUUGCAGCUGCAGAAUUGAUUUUUGACUGUGCCAUGGAGAUUUUCUCCAAGGGAUGGUACGAAAGAGGUCAACUCCUCUUGGCAGAUACUAAAAGAGCUCAGACUCUCAAUACUGCAGCAAUGCAGCUACGGAACUUGAAUGCAGGAUCGGAUGACCACUUGACCUUGGGGGGCUCACUGACGAGCCAUGCCGGGUGGAGAACCACCAAAUUCAAGGAUUCAUCCAAGGGUUCUAGUGAUCAAUUAGCGGAAUGGGAGGUUAUUGCUGUGGAUCGACAAAUUAAGAUUUCAAUAUCCAACCUGAUUUCGAUGGAUUGGCCAAAGGUUGUCCCACAUACCAAAGACUCUGAUGCUGCGAGAGCACUAUAUCGACCGAGAUCGAACUCAAUGCGGGCUCAUGCGAGAACUGCAAAUGUUGAGGCCAGCCCCAAAGCAAUGGUAGUACCUCCUCCACAAAGUCCUGCUCGGGGACUUUCUACUAAGACCCCAAAGUCACCACACGGUCCUCCUGCAUUUCCUACUGCUUUCCCACCUGAUUCAUUUGGCGAUCAUGCCUUUCCAACAAGUUUCCCUCCUGCUUCCAGCGGGAGCUCCUCUGACAGUCACAUUCAACCUCCUCCUCCCCCACCGCCAGCGCCUCCCAAGGCCCUCUCACCGACAAGAGAAAGCGAUGCCGGAAGCGUUGGUGAUUUUUUUGCACCGUCAAAUGUGUUCCCACCAAGAUCACCGAAGAGAGACAAUUUCCCGCCUGAUCCAAUGACUACAGGUAGCAUUGGUUCUCCUGAAGUUUCACGAAGAAAGCACUCACCAAAUGUCACUCCAGUGAGGGAGCAAUCAUCCAAUCAAUCGCAUGGAAGCCCACUCCACUCCCAAUUCGAACGGACCCAUCUGUCACCGGCGUCUUCUCCAACUACUAACUUUGAAGGAUCUCAUGCACCUCAACGGCCAUUUUCAUCAGCAUCUUCGAUUGGCUCAGCUACAUCAGGCGGACUUACCAACCAAUCCACGCACUAUCGAAUGGUCAUGUCGACUGCAGCGGAACGAAAACGAACCGUUGCGGCAUGCCGUGCAUUACGAUCACAAAUCUUGCGUUUUGAAGAUGCCUUUAUUCAGAUGCACGGUCGGGCUCCAAGAGGGGCUGCAGAAAGGGCACCGCUGGCAACGACAUAUGCCCAGUACAAAGAAUGGAAGAGAGCCAUUCGAGCUGAUGCUGCGUGCCGCAUUCAAGCGCUCGUGCGGGGCGCAUUGACAAGAGGUAAAUUGUCACAGAGCAGUGACGCUCAAAUGCAACAAGUUAUCAGCAGAAGGGCAGGGAGAUCAGAUUCCUUCGGGUUUGGCAAGACUACAUUAGAGCAAUUGCAGAUUCCAGCGGAUAUUGGAGAAAGUGACAUGCCAAUUACGCAACCAGACCCAUUCACAGACCUGGCUGCGAAGAGUCAACCACUACCACCACAAUGGGGAUCCAACCAGAGCAUUCGCCGUCCACGUACAUCGAACGAUAGUUUUGCUUCACCAGUCCCAAAGGCUGCUACCUCUUCUCCUUCUUCACCCAACGAUAUCAAUAGGAUGUCGCUACCAGAUUUGCAAGCAAGAAAACGAGAUCUGAAACAACAACUGAAGCAAUAUGACAUGAACUUUGCAAGGAGACACAAGCGUAUGCCGGUGAAGGCUGAAAAGGAGCCCAUUCGUCACUUGUAUGAACAGUACAAUGCUCUCAAGAGCCAAAUCACUACAAUGGAACAAGAAGGACGUCAAUCCAGUGUUCCGUCUCCUGUUGCAGCUACACCCACAACCGUCCUUCCACAACGGACGAUCUCACCAGUCAGUGGUCUUGAUAAUGGAGGCGACGAAUCGCCAAUAGGAAGCAGAGGGAAGAUGAAGCCUGCUAGGUCUCCUCCUGCAGCUGCCAAUUCGACAGCAGGUCCACUAUCCCAAGAUCUAGCUGCUCUCAAGACAGAGAAAGGAAGACUUCAUCAAAUGCUUAGAUCCUACGAGAAGGAUUUCUAUAAAGAGCACAAGAGGCAAGUCUCCAGUUUUGCCGACAUUCGACCCGUUGCGAAUCAAUACAGAAGAUACAAAGAGAUUAAGAAAGCCAUUGCUGCAUUGCAACAAAGUGGUGACCGAUAA
Messenger RNA from Cylindrotheca closterium, 3543 nucleotides. The record is from the annotation of a GenBank genome assembly. Lineage: Eukaryota; Bacillariophyta; Bacillariophyceae; Bacillariales; Bacillariaceae.